AUGAUGUUCACAUUUACUUCUCCUAGUGCUAAGAUGGACAACAAAUUCAAAAAUGGUAGAGGUCCUCCUAAUUAUCGAAUUCACGGUCAAUCAUGUCACUGCAUAGGAAGCAUGUUACCAUUGCCAGGUCAAAAUCCACAUUUUGCCCAAUUCUAUAUAUUUGAUACCGAACAUGAAAUUCAAAAUAAGGUUGAUGGAGUCAGAACCAAAACCGGAGUUGAUAUUAAUAUCGUGAAAAAAUUAUGUUCAAUGUUAUAUGAACACAAUGUGCAUGCUAAGCGUUUCAAAAUGGCGAUGGAUAUACUUGCUGAAGGCAAUGUUUCUGACCUAAAACUCCGUCUCAUUUAUGAGCGAUAUACUGAUGGACGAUGUGAUCGGUGGAAAUAG
This is a messenger RNA of Vicia faba (fava bean), 387 nucleotides long. NCBI's taxonomy places the organism in Eukaryota, Viridiplantae, Streptophyta, Magnoliopsida, Fabales, Fabaceae. The record is from the annotation of a GenBank genome assembly.